GAUGAUUCAGGAGAAUAUCUCGUGUAUCCGCCAUCCUUCUGGCUCUUUGCAGAAGGGCACAGAGAGGCCGAAACAAGGGUGCCCGGUGUAGCAAAAACUCGGCACUACAUCCUUCAAACAUGCUGUCCAGACUCGUCAUUGUCUCAGCCAACACCUUGAAAGGCAGCAGCCCCCUUGGUGCUGGUCUGGUUCAGGCGUCCCGCUCCCUGCACACAUCGUCCCAGAGCCUGGCCCCAGUCCCCCCACUGCCAGAGAAGGGAGGCAAAGUCCGCCAUGGCAUCUUCCCAGAGGAAAUUUUCCAGCUUCUGUACCCUAAAACUGGAGUCACAGGACCCUACAUGCUGGGCACUGGACUCCUCGUCUACCUGCUUUCAAAGGAAAUCUACGUCAUCAACCACGAGACCCUUGCUGCCCUCUCCAUAGGCUCUGUUUUUGUCUAUGGGGUUAAGAAGUUUGGUCCAAGUGUUGCAGCCUUUGCUGACAAACUGAACGAGGAAAAAGUGGCCAAGGCUCAGGAGGUGAAAGACUUGGCCAUGUCCAGCUUGGCUCAAGCUAUCGAGGAUGAGAAGAAGGAACAGUGGAGAGCAGAGGGAAGAUCAAUGCUCUUUGAUGCUAAAAGGAACAAUGUGGCCAUGCUUUUGGAGACAAACUACAGAGAGAGGCUACACAUGGUGACCAAUGAGGUGAAGAGGCGUUUGGACUAUCAGAUUGCCUUGCAGGACCUCCACCGCCGGAUGGAGCAGGAGCACAUGGUCAACUGGGUGGAGAAGAGCGUCGUCAGCAGCAUCACCCCCCAGCAGGAGAAGGAGAGUAUUGCCAAGUGCAUCUCAGACCUGAAGGCUCUUGCUAAGACCACUCAGGCCAGGGCCACAGCCUAAAACCAUCAAGUCUUCAGAGAAGGCCGUUCUUUCCUAUUAGUCUUUGCCCCGAGACGAGACGUUCACUUUUCUUUACAAAUAAACUAUUUCCUCCUUUAAAGAUGGUCUCUGUCAAUUUGAUGGGUGUGUACAGUAUUUACACGUCAGCUGAGUGUAAAAUAAAUGGUUCUUUAAUUCAAAUAUAA
Molecule: messenger RNA, 1063 nt
Organism: Cheilinus undulatus (humphead wrasse)
Lineage: Eukaryota; Metazoa; Chordata; Actinopteri; Labriformes; Labridae
Gene: atp5pb
Product: ATP synthase peripheral stalk-membrane subunit b
Exons: 7
Coding region: 120-878 (252 amino acids)
Biological process (GO): proton motive force-driven ATP synthesis
Molecular function (GO): proton transmembrane transporter activity
Source: RefSeq, a predicted model, not a curated record